Drosophila melanogaster (fruit fly) is the source of this 1688-nucleotide messenger RNA. It is a transcript of the gene RpL3, whose product is annotated as ribosomal protein L3. The transcript is spliced from 6 exons. The coding region runs from base 37 to 453 and encodes 138 amino acids. The record is from RefSeq and is marked reviewed. Gene Ontology annotation, biological process: translation. Gene Ontology annotation, cellular component: cytoplasm; ribosome. Gene Ontology annotation, molecular function: structural constituent of ribosome. Lineage: Eukaryota; Metazoa; Arthropoda; Insecta; Diptera; Drosophilidae.
UUUCUUUUCCGUUUUACACGUCUGAAGAGAACAGACAUGUCUCAUCGUAAGUUCUCGGCACCCCGCCAUGGCUCCAUGGCCUUCUACCCCAAGAAGCGCUCAGCUCGCCAUCGCGGUAAGGUUAAGGCCUUCCCCAAGGAUGACGCCAGCAAGCCAGUCCAUCUGACCUGCUUCAUCGGCUACAAGGCCGGCAUGACCCACAUUGUGCGCGAGGCCGAUCGUCCUGGCUCCAAGAUCAACAAGAAGGAGGUGGUCGAGGCCGUCACCGUUCUGGAGACCCCGCCCAUGAUUGUGGUCGGUGCUGUCGGCUACAUCGAGACUCCCUUCGGUCUGCGUGCCCUGGUCAACGUUUGGGCCCAGCAUCUCUCCGAGGAGUGCCGUCGUCGCUUCUACAAGAACUGUUCUUCGAUCAGCUUGCUGAGAGAGCUUUUCAAAUCGCUAAACGUUGUGUGAGCUGUCAGGUUAAUCUUGAUCAUGGGGCGCACAAGCAAGCCCCUGGUUAAUUGAAAUUGCCUGACGAGUGAGCAUGACAAGGAAGACUGCAUCUCCGCUCGCCAUUCGUUUGCGAUGAGGCGCACUUCCUGUUCUAUCUCGCCCCACAUAAACAGCGCGGCUAAGAAGUUGGAGUUGUUGCGACACCCCAAUGGAUUGCUACAUUACGCUCGUUUCUGACCACUGCGUCUCCAACUUGACCAUCGUCCAUAUCAGGUACAAGAGCAAGAAGAAGGCAUUCACCAAGGCCAGCAAGAAGUGGACCGAUGAUCUCGGCAAGAAGAGCAUCGAGAAUGACUUCCGCAAGAUGCUGCGCUACUGCAAGGUGAUCCGUGUGAUUGCCCACUCGCAGAUCCGCUUGAUCAAGCAGCGCCAAAAGAAGGCCCAUGUCAUGGAGAUCCAGCUGAACGGCGGCUCCAUCGAGGACAAGGUCAAGUGGGCUCGCGAGCAUUUGGAGAAGCCCAUCCAGGUCAGCAACGUCUUCGGCCAGGACGAGAUGAUCGACUGCGUUGGUGUGACCAAGGGUAAGGGUUUCAAGGGUGUCACCUCGCGUUGGCACACCAAGAAGCUGCCCCGCAAGACGCACAAGGGUCUGCGCAAGGUGGCCUGUAUUGGUGCCUGGCAUCCGUCGCGUGUGUCCACCACCGUGGCCCGUGCCGGUCAGAAGGGUUACCACCACCGUACCGAGAUCAACAAGAAGAUCUACCGCAUCGGCGCUGGCAUCCACACCAAGGACGGCAAGGUCAUCAAGAACAACGCCUCCACCGAGUACGAUCUGACCGACAAGAGCAUCACGCCCAUGGGUGGCUUCCCCCACUACGGUGAGGUCAACAACGACUUCGUCAUGAUCAAGGGCUGCUGCAUCGGCUCCAAGAAGCGCAUCAUCACCCUGCGCAAGUCCCUGCUGAAGCACACCAAGCGCUCUGCCCUGGAGCAGAUCAAGCUCAAGUUCAUCGACACCUCGUCCAAGAUGGGUCACGGUCGCUUCCAGACCCCUGCCGACAAGCUGGCCUUCAUGGGACCGCUCAAGAAGGAUCGUCUCAAGGAGGAGGCUGCCGCUACCACCGCUGCUGCUGCCGCCGCCACCACCACCAGUGCUUAAACAAAAUGUCGUGUCCGCGUUCAAUUGUCUGCUCGCUUCUACCACCAACUGCUGCGGUAGGGCAGCGAUCAAUAAACAGAUUUUGGCUAAGCUG